AUGUUCUUGGGGGCGGACUAUGACCUACAUCGGUCCACCCGCACCUUAGAUCUAGCCUCCCACGGCUCAGUUCCGCCCUCCCGCACCUCAGAUCUAGCUUUCCGCGGCUUAGAUCUACUCCUCCGCGACCUCAAUCCUCCCUCCCGCGGCCUCAAUCCUCCCUCCUGCGGCCUCAAUCCUCCCUCCCGCGGCCUCAAUCCUUCCUCCCGCAGCCUCAAUCCUCCCUCCCGCGGCCUCAAUCCUCUCUCCCGUGGCCUCAAACCGCUUCCCCUGUGGCAGCAAUCCUCCCUCCCGCCGCCACGCCUCAAUCUGCUCGCCGACGUGUCCGGCCUGCGCGCCGACGCGGACGACCAGCGCGGCGACGCGGACGACCUGCGCGCCGCUGCGGACGGACAGUGCGCGGUAGCCGACGACCUACACACCGACGCGGACGGCCAGCGCGCGACCACGGACGACCCGCGCGCCGACGUGGACGGCCAGCGCACAACCACCGACGUCCCCCGCGUUGACGCGGACGGCCAGCGCAUGACCGCCGACGACCCGCGCACAGACGCGGACGGCCAGCGCGCGACUGCCAAUGACCCGCGCACUGACACGGACGGCCAGCACGCGACCACUGACGGCCCGCGCGGAGUCGCGACCGACCUGCGCGAGGAGGGUGGACUCCAGCCCAUCGCCCCUUCUGCGCCCACUGGACCUGCUCCCGACAAGCCCGGACCUGAGCCCGAGCCUCCUGGUGAUCCUCCCUCCUUCGCGCCUAACGUGGAAACUGCCAUCCGUGCCUACCGCACCACACUCAACGACCACCUUCGCCGCCAACUACGCGAUGAGGACGACAAGCGCACCUAUGAGGAAGCUGCUGCCCGCCACCGCGAAUACCAAGCCUGGCUCACCACGUAUACCACACGCUUCGCCACCUACACCACCGACAUCGCUGCGUGGCGCAUUGCUGAUCGCCGAGCUCUCGCCAUCCUCCUCGCCACUAUCCCCUCCUCCCUCAAAUGA
Closterium sp. NIES-65 is the source of this 1005-nucleotide messenger RNA. NCBI's taxonomy places the organism in Eukaryota, Viridiplantae, Streptophyta, Zygnematophyceae, Desmidiales, Closteriaceae. The record is from the annotation of a GenBank genome assembly.